AGAAGAAGAAGAAGAAAAACAAAAACAAUAGCAGCGCUAACAUGCACAGUAGACAGUAGACUGUUAGCGCAGUACGGAGACAAUAUAGAUUCAUCUAAACGGACCCGGUGAACCACUGCCGCCGGACGGAACAGCGGGAACAGCAGGACCAAUCUCACUGGUUCCGUAAAUGGAACGGUUUGACUCAGCACUGUGUGUUUUGCUACCGCUGCUGCCCGGAAACUCCGCCGUGUUCUGACCCAGAAGAUGCGGACGGGGAGUCAUUUGUACGCAGCCAACGGGAAUCGCAACCACGAGAAUCUGCGAGGCCGAGUACAACUACCGAAGGGGGGGGGGGGCGGCUGUGCUCUCUUCCGAGAACACCGCGACGUCUUUGUCUCGGCGAGCGCGCGGUUCUGCGCCCGGACGCGGUCCGUCUGGUGGCACAAGAUGGAGGGUAGCGAUCUGAUGGGCUGUCUUGCAUGUGAAGACCCGGGCUCUGCUCAGACUCUGCUCGCCGUUGUCUUCUCCGUGCGACUGUUCGCUUGAAUAACAUUACUUGACUUCGCCGAGAUUGGCCGGAUUUGUGACGCCUCCACCUUCAAAAUAAAAGUGCACACUGAACCGUAACGCUACUGAUCAGCCUGUGUGUGUGUGUGUGUGUGUGUGUGUGGAAAAAACCCCACGUCGCUCACAGACGCUAACAAAGUGAAACAUUAAUUACGUAAUAUCACGUCCACGAUAUUACAUAAUGUCUGACUCGGGGGAUGCAAAGAGUCCCCCCGGCUCGUCCGGCCUCGGCAGCAGGGCCGGCCUGACGCUCACGGCGGCCAGAGGACUCCCGGGCACGGUCAGGAGUCUGGCCCCCCCGGCUCCACCUGGCAGGCUGACGUCCCUCAGAACCAGGGACUUGACUCUGGGGGGAGCUUUCAAAAAAACAAAGAAGACCUUUGAGCCAAAUGUCCAUGCUGUGAGGAAAAGCAAAGAUGAGUUAAAGGAAAAGACAAAUGUGGCUCUGAAAAAAGAGAGGGAUGAGAAGAAAGGAGUAAAGGAAAACAGAGGAAAGAGGAGAGAGAGGCCUCAGACCAUCCAAUCUCACUCCAUCUUUGAACAGGGUCCCGCUGACACUGUAUGCAAAACAGGCUGGCAAGUUGCUACACACCUGCGUGACUCCACCACCUCUCCUGUGUGUAAACUGGUGAAGAAAGAGAGGAAACAUUCAGAGGAGGAUGAAGACGAGAUACUCAGCAAACUACAGAGGGAUGACUUCAUAGAUGAUCCAGAUCUAAGGAACGAUGCUAAGCUGAAACCCACCCAGCUGCCUCUGUCAAGCACAACAUGCCAUUCCGUUGUUACAGUGUUUGUGGUGUUGCCAGGUCCAGAGAAACCUCCUCCAUCCAGACCUCUGGUCUGUGCAGCUCAGGAUCGAGUCGGCCGGACAGAGGUACCCAAACCGGAGGAACCAUCUCUGGUAAACCUGCUGCAGGAUCUCAGCCUGUCGGGAGAAGAGGAGCUCUUCUUUAUGCAGUUACCUGACUGUAUGCCAGGCCGAGCGUCUGAACAGAAGGUGAUGGCCCCCACUGUCAGAUCUACAUCAGAGAAAUUAGCCAAGAAUGACAGCAGGCCUGAAGACAAGAGGCCCGCACAUCUACAAGCACAACAGGCUGUAAUGAAGGAGGGCUGUCCUGUGCUGUCACAACUGCCAGAAGGAUUUCUGGGUAAACUGCAGAUCAGGAAGUCAGGAAAGGUUGAGCUGAAGCUGGGCGACAUUGUCAUGGACAUCUCCGAAGGAGCUGCAUUCUCCUUCUUACAGCAACUGGUGUCUGUGCGGCUUUCCGAUGGAAAGACUGGAGACAUGAUGGUAUUGGGAAAUGUCCACCAUAAACUGGUCUUAUCUCCUGACUUCCACACUUUACUGAGACAAGCUUCAACUGAGCAGCAAAAAGAAACCAGAUAAUGCGCUACGGAAAGUUACGGAUUCUUUGACACAAGUAAAGAUUUAUUUUGAAUUCUGUAAGAUUCCUGAUCUGAUGGCACUGUGGAGGAAAACUGGCAAGCAAUCUAACUCUCCAUAUGUCUGCUUUGAGGAUUGUAAGGCGGCUAAUUUAUUUUCUUUAAUCUGUGAUGUUUAAAUGAGUCAUGCUUGUGAUUUCCGUAUAUCCUGUGAUAGCAAAACCACCCAUCAGAAUUUGAACAAUUUUGUCACUGUGCUGUGAAGUCACUGCCAGAGGAGAUGUUUUGUAAAAACGAUGAAAAUGUCAGAUUCAUCCACAAGGACUCAGUUAUGAACUGUUACCUGAGACUGAUAACCCAUUUCCAGAUGGGCAACUUUUCACUGAGGAGGGCUUUCCAUCAUUUUCUUCAUACACCUGCAUUGAGCUUCAGACUGACUGUACACCAGCAAAAGGCAACAUCAACUGUUGUAGCUGAUAAUGGUCUGUUGCAGUAUUCAUUUGGAAGAGGUCAAAGGUCAUUACCCAGGAUUUCCAGAGUCAAAGUGGACGUCUGGUUAUGGUUUUACCUCAUACAAGGCCCUGUUAUCAUGUGACUGAGGUUAUUUCAUCCAACAAAACCACUGAUUGACUGUGAUUACUGGAGCUCUAGUUUUAUUUUGGUCGACUGAGGUUCAGCUCUUGAUACAGUGGGUCAAGUUAUUGUAAUAAGCAGCACUGGGCAGUGGGUUGCAGCUCAUAUUCAAACUUGUGCUUAUGUUUAAACUAUUACUUUCAUAUCAGACUUUCAUGUUUUGUGUGUGUGCUUUUUAGGAGCUCAGGCUCACCUUGCAUUGCUUUAAAUCACCUCUGAAAACUAUUUUCUAUUUACUACCAAUGUCGAGGCUGCACGGUGGCGUACUGGUUAGCGCUGUCACCUCACAGCAAGAAGGUUCUGGGUUCCAGUCCCGGUUCAAACCAACCAGGGCCUUUCUGUGUGGAGUUUGCAUGUCCUCCCCGUGUAUGUGUGGGUUCUCUCCGGGUUCUCCGGCUUCCUCCCACAGUCUAAAGACAUGCAGAAUGGGGUUAGGUAAAUUGAAGACUCUAAAUUGACCGUAGGUGUGAAUGUGAGAGUGAAUGGUUGUUUGUCUCUGUAUGUGGCCCUGCGAUAGGCUGGCGACCUGUCCAGGGUGAACCCCGCCUCUCGCCCAAUGUCAGCUGGGAUUGGCUCCAGCCCCCCCCGCGACCCUUAAGUGGAUUAAGCAGUAGACGUUGGAAGGAUUUACUACCAAUGUGUUUUAUAUAGGAAUAAGUCUGUAUGUUUUAAAAGCUGUAGAUUUCUAAAAUGUCUAUUACUGGUUCCCUGCCUUCAUUUUAUUUCUGAAUCUGUUAUUCUUAAUAUGUGUAAAGUUUUUUACAUUGGUUUUGAGUAAUAAACAUAAUUAUUCAGUCCAA
This is a messenger RNA of Scophthalmus maximus (turbot), 3365 nucleotides long. RefSeq lists its product as uncharacterized. Gene Ontology annotation, cellular component: RNA polymerase III complex. Gene Ontology annotation, molecular function: DNA binding. The record is from RefSeq and is a predicted model, not a curated record. Bases 731 to 1936 code for a protein of 401 amino acids. The transcript is spliced from 8 exons. NCBI's taxonomy places the organism in Eukaryota, Metazoa, Chordata, Actinopteri, Pleuronectiformes, Scophthalmidae. Gene Ontology annotation, biological process: transcription by RNA polymerase III.